Messenger RNA from Protobothrops mucrosquamatus (brown spotted pit viper), 2986 nucleotides. RefSeq names its product patatin like phospholipase domain containing 8 (gene PNPLA8). The coding region runs from base 174 to 2546 and encodes 790 amino acids. Gene Ontology annotation, biological process: arachidonate metabolic process. The record is from RefSeq and is a predicted model, not a curated record. The transcript has 10 exons. Lineage: Eukaryota; Metazoa; Chordata; Lepidosauria; Squamata; Viperidae. Gene Ontology annotation, cellular component: membrane.
CGGUGUUUGGGCUUUGCAGGAAGAGUCCUGAAGGAAAUUGGGAUCGCCGACCCUAAUCGGUAUGGAAAGGAGAAGCGGGAGGAAUGAGGUAAUACUAUGAACCGUAAUGUUUAUUUCUAAACUAAGAUUUUUCGAGGGAAAGAAUUUAUGGACAAUUUCAGUUUUUAUAAGUAAUGUCAAUUCAGUUUCUUUCAGAUAAAUAUGUGUACCUAGCAUUUAGUACAAGAAGUCUUUGGAAUGGACAGAGAACUGGGAAACGACACUAUUUUUACAGACCUGAACUUUUUUGGAGGAUAAGCUAUGCUUCUCCUUUUAGAGUGUUACACACAAGCAGCCAAUAUUAUACAUGGACAAGAGGCAAAACAGAGUGGCAGAAAUACUUCUACUGCCAUUACUGUUUGGGUUCCAGAAUUUCUAAAUUUAGCACUUCUAAGGAAUUGACCAAAAACAAUCGCAUGUCGCGAUUGAAGAACACUUUAGAAUCUGUCUCUAAGGCUGUGUGUGGCACUCACAGUGAACUAGUUUCACGGUUAGCUCGUCUAAAACCUCAUUCUGCUAUACUGAAGAAAGCAGUUGAAGCUGAUGGGACGGAGAACAGCUUUUUUAUCAGCUCAGAAAAAUACAGAGAAGUCUCAAGUGAAAUCUAUCAGAAGGAUUAUGAUGAUAACUUACAUGAGAAAAAGACUGUGUCUGCAGAUGGAGUCUUAGCGUCAGUCAAUACCAGUCAAGGUUCUUUGAAAGAUCCCUCAGAUAUUAAAAAUAGUCUUUUUCAUGUUAGCAAAUUUGCUACAAACUUUGGGGAAACAUACAACUUUGUAGCCCAUCAUAUCAACUGGUAUUUUAGCACUGCUGGAAUGGAUCAAGAGAAGAAAGGGAGUGUUCUCCCCCCUAACCCACCCAAACAGAGUGAAGAAUCAUUUAAUUCCUCAGAAGAUGACAUUUUAAGUGAUGAAAACAGGAUGAGUGCAGUAUCUGCCUUAGUACCUGCCUCGCGGUCACCAAAUGCUGGAAAAGUACCUUUUCCUUCAGCUUCCAGUAAAAAGGGUAUUUCAAAUUUUCUUUCUUAUCCUAGUAACAGUGUACAGGCCUUUGUAGAUAGUUACAUUGGAGGCCUGGUACCUAAGUUACGAUCUGAUACAAAAUCUGCUGUGCAGGAAAAGACUAAAGAACAGGAACAAGAGGACAUGUUGAAAGAUGACGAGGCUAAAUGUGCAGAAGAGAAGGAAAAGAGGCUAAGUCUUCAAAGAGAAAAGAUUAUUGCAAAGGUUAGUGUAGAUAAUAGAACUCGGGCUUUAACUCAAGCAUUGCGAAGAUCGUCUACUAGAAGAGUCUGUAUCAACAGAGUUGAAGAACUGACAUACCAUCUGUUGGAAUUUCCAGAUAGUAGAGGAGUCGCCAUUAAGGAAAAUGUCAUUCCAUGCUUGCUGAAACUUAGGCAGACAAAAGAUGAAGCACUACAGGCUGCUGUGAGAGAAGCCUUGGCUGUGAUUGGCUAUACAGACCCAGUAAAAGGGUGGGGCAUUCGAAUUCUUUCCAUUGAUGGUGGAGGAACAAGGGGCUUAGUGGCACUUCAGACUCUUCGUAAAUUAGAAGAGCUCACUGGAAAGCCCAUUCAUCAACUUUUUGACUACAUUUGUGGAGUGAGUACAGGUGCUAUAUUGGCAUUUAUGUUGGGAUUAUUCCAUAUAUCUCUGGAUGAAUGUGAAGACCUUUACCGGAAAUUAGGAACAGAUGUCUUUAAGCAAAAUGUCAUUGUUGGAACAGUUAAAAUGGGAUGGAACCAUGCAUUUUAUGACAGUGAAAUAUGGGAGAAAAUGCUUAAGGAACGAAUGGGAUCCGAUAUUAUGUUUGAAACGGCAAGAAAUCCUAAAUGUCCUAAGGUGGCUGCCAUAAGCACUAUUGUAAGCAGAGGAACACCACUGAAAGCCUUUGUAUUUAGAAAUUACAAUCACUUCCCUGGAGUAAAGUCUCACUAUCUUGGAGGUUGCCAUUAUAAAUUAUGGCAAGCUAUCAGAGCAUCAUCUGCAGCACCAGGUUAUUUCCAGGAAUAUGCACUGGGUAAUGAUCUUCAUCAGGAUGGAGGACUUCUUAUAAAUAAUCCUACAGCAUUAGCAGUACAUGAAUGUAGAUGUCUUUGGCCAAAUGUCCCUCUUCAAUGUGUGGUGUCCCUAGGAACAGGCCAGUAUGAAAACAAUGGGAAAACCAAUGUCACCUAUACAAGUUUAAAAGCUAAAUUGACUAAUGUCAUUAGCAGUGCUACAGAUACUGAAGAAGUUCAUAUUAUGUUGGAUGCCCUUUUGCCUCCAGACACCUACUUUAGAUUUAAUCCUCUGAUGAAAGAAGAUAUUCCUCUGGAUGAAAAUCGUAAAGAAAAACUGAAUCAAUUGCAGACAGAUGGCAUCCGAUAUUUAGAAAGAAAUGGCGAGAAGUUGAAAAAAGCUGGAAAAAUAUUAUCACAGGAAAAAAACAUUUUACAGAAACUGAGUAACUGGAUGAGAUUAAAAGUUGAUAUGUAUGAUGGCCUUCCAAUUCUGUCAAAAUUGUGAAUAUGUAAAAUGCUAUGCAUCAUAGGUGUAAUCAGUUGUAUAUGCAAAGGGUUCAACAUUGGUUAGUCAUUAUGUAAUCAUGUUUUCUAUUCAAUGAGCAAACAAGCUAUAUAAAAUGCAUUUCAAUCUCAGUAGCUCCUUGGUAGCUUCUUCGAUUGGAUCUGAAGGUCCUGUGUGCAAACAGAAAGAAAAUGUACCAGUCUAUUUCUUCCUUGUCUCCCAGUCUGUCAUCUUUACACUCAGUGUUUCUCUGAAUCCUUCAAGCCAAUAUCCAGUAGGACAUAAAUAUGCAGAUCAGUAAUUAUGACCACUGCCGAUAUUUUUUUUCUACAAACAGAACUCUUGUGAAAUUUGAGAUGUUAUGAUUUCUUGAAGUAUAUGAGUAUUAGUUUUCAGAACCUCACUUCACUACCACUUAAAUUCAAGUACUGGUGUGUGUG